CCACCUGAAAUUACUCUCCUCGAACACCUUUUUCCCCGCACACCCGAGCACCGGAGGCCAUUGAAAAGUCACCGGACGAGAACUCUUAUUAAUUAGGAAGUGUGAGUUGGGGAUAUAGAGGAGCGUGCAGACCGUGAAGAGGUGUUAGAAAAAAAGGGAGGAUUGCAAGACGUGGAGACCUCUGGCUGGGAUCUGACGGCGGGCCUCACCACCUCACCUCUCUCUCGCCUCCUGGCCGGCAUUUAAACCCUAGACAGUUCUCCGGAAGGUGCGGCAUUAGGAACUCGUACAACACCAGGACAGACAUCAUGACCAGGCUACUCCUCCUGCUGCUGGGCCUGGCCGCUGCUGCUGUGGUGGCCGACGAUGUCAUGCAGUUCAACGAUGGGGACUUUGACGGCAAGACAGCGAGUCACGAUACGGUGCUUGUCAUGUUCUAUGCCCCCUGGUGUGGACAUUGCAAGAGAUUGAAGCCAGAGUUUGAGAAGGCUGCCUCCAUUCUGAAGAACAAUGACCCACCUGUCAUCCUUGCCAAGGUUGACUGUACAGAGGAUGGGAAGGACAGUUGCAGCAGGUUUGGGGUAUCUGGCUACCCAACCCUUAAGAUCUUCAAGGGUGGUGACCUUUCUUCAGACUACAACGGUCCACGAGAAGCCAAUGGUAUUGUUAAAUACAUGAGGUCUCAGGUUGGACCAGCCUCCAAGGAGCUGACAUCUGUUGAAGUGGCAGAGGCCUUCCUUGCAGCACCUGAGGUCAGCGUUGUCUACUUUGGCGAGGACUCCAAGUUGAAAGAUGCAUUCAUACAGGUGGCUGACAAACUUAGGGAGACCGUGCGGUUUGCCCAUUCAGUUAAGGCCGAAGUUGAUGAGAAGUACGGAUACAAGAAUGUGAUUGUGCUCUUCCGCCCCAAGCAGCUCCACAACAAGUUUGAGCCAUCUUCUGUGUCUUAUGAAGGAGCAGAGGAAAAGACUGCAAUCCAAGCCUUCAUCAAAAAGAACUACCAUGGUCUGGUGGGUCACCGUACUCAAGAUACUGCCUCAGAGUUUGUGCCACCUCUUGUUGUGGCUUACUUCAAUGUGGAUUACGUCAAGAACCCCAAGGGCACCAACUACUGGCGAAACCGCGUUCUCAAGGUUGCCAAGAACUUUGAGGACUUCAGCUUUGGUAUUUCCAACAAAGAUGACUUCCAACAUGAACUUAAUGAGUUCGGCAUUGACUUUGCUGCGGGAGACAAGCCUGUGAUCUGUGCCCGUAACGCCAAGUCUCAGAAGUUUGUUAUGAAGGAUGAAUUCACGAUGGAGAACCUCGAGACUUUCCUGAACCAGCUUUCAAAUGGGGAGCUUGAGCCAUACCUCAAGUCUGAGGCCAUCCCUACUCAGGAUGGCCCAGUCACUGUUGCUGUUGGCAAGAACUUUGAUGAUGUUGUGACCAACACCGACAAGGAUGUGUUGAUAGAGUUCUAUGCUCCCUGGUGCGGCCACUGCAAGAAGCUGGCCCCCACCUACGAUGAGCUGGGUGAAAAGAUGAAGGACGAGAAUGUGGCAAUUGUAAAGAUGGACGCCACCGCUAAUGAUGUCCCUGAAGCCUUCAAUGUGAGAGGAUUCCCUACUAUUUUCUGGAAACCUGCUGGUGGCUCUCCAGUUGCAUACAAUGGUGGCCGGGAGUUGGACGACUUUGUCAAGUACAUUGCCAAGGAGGCCACAACGGAGCUCAAGGGAUGGGACCGCAAGGGCAAGGCCAAGAAGACAGAGCUGUGAGGUGUAGAGCUGGAAGGCAUAGGAGAGAAAGGGAACAAUAGUUGGAUCAGAAUGAGAAAAAAGUAAAACCAAGAAUGAAAGGAGUAUGAUGUCCAAACUUAUAAGUUAAGUAGCUGACUAAAAUUUACUUAGUGCAAUGUAUUAAGAGCGCCUAAAAAAGGAAAAUACCUUGAAUCAGUAUUUUAGAGAGGGUGACCAGUGUGUGGGUGGCAUUGGCAGAAUGAAUGAAGCCAUGGGUGGGUGGGUGGUGUAGGUGCCUGGGUGAAUGGGAGAGUGAAAGGUGAGAGUGAGCUAAAGAAUGGUAGCAAGCAAGCAAGCAAUAGAAGCUGUGCAUGAAUGCGUCUGCAGCCAAUAAGUAAAAUGAUUGUUGUGUGUCCAAGUUGUUACAGUCUUUGUGAGGAUGACUUCUUUCUGACGGAUCAUUUUCCUGUGAUCACUGCAUAUUUAGUGUCUCCAUGGAUGAAUGCACAAGUUUCUGAUACCAUAUUUCAGUUAAUAAAAUUUUGUAACAUAA
Messenger RNA from Eriocheir sinensis (Chinese mitten crab), 2271 nucleotides. RefSeq names its product protein disulfide-isomerase A3-like. Gene Ontology annotation, cellular component: endoplasmic reticulum. Lineage: Eukaryota; Metazoa; Arthropoda; Malacostraca; Decapoda; Varunidae. Gene Ontology annotation, biological process: response to endoplasmic reticulum stress; protein folding. Gene Ontology annotation, molecular function: protein disulfide isomerase activity. Bases 309 to 1757 code for a protein of 482 amino acids. The record is from RefSeq and is a predicted model, not a curated record. The transcript is spliced from 10 exons.